UCUUGAUCGGUGCCAGCGUCAUAAUGCUUCCUUCUCAUCAAGGCUAGCCGCAGCCAAACGGAUCUCUCGAAAGACAACUGCGCCGCUUCUCCAACAAGUCACACUUCACGUCCUUUACUUUACUCCACUCCCCAGAUGCCACCGGAGAGGCUCAGCAAAAGUUGUUCCCAAAGUGAUACGCCCGGCUUUGGUGCUGCUGACGGCGAAGAUAAUGCGAAGAUGAGGGGGAAAGGACCGGAAGACGGACAUAUCGGCCGGUGGACAACGGAUGACCAGGCAUGCAGUGUCCAUACCGGCAACAGUGGACUUUGUCUCUCUUCCGAUCCCCUGCUCCAUUCGGUCUCCCUGGGUUUGGUUCAAGUCGCGACUCGGCGCAGUAGUCGGGCGUAGAGGACGAUGUCAUUGACGUUAUGGAACUACGUUUUAUCAUGCGAUUGUCUGUCUGUCUGCCUGUCUGUCUGUUCCUCUCAUCCUUCCAAUCCAAAGAAUUGCAUUAUCCGAGGCCUUCUCUGGAAUGGAAAGAGUUGCGCUUCGAAACAGGACGUUAGACUGGCGGAGCUGCAUUCCGAACCACUCAGGCAAACGAUCCCCGGUACUUGCGCGUAUACUGGACCAGAAGUCUGCCGGUCGAUUGAGGUACCCAAGCUUCAAAUAUCUCGUCUCAAGUAUUACGGACUGGGCAUUCCUGUCCCAAAUAUCACGAUCUGUUGGAGCCAACACUCAACUCACUCUCGAAAAGAACCGCGUUCAGACAAGGGGCAUAAUUAGGGACAUGGGAC
Colletotrichum godetiae is the source of this 779-nucleotide messenger RNA. RefSeq lists its product as uncharacterized. Lineage: Eukaryota; Fungi; Ascomycota; Sordariomycetes; Glomerellales; Glomerellaceae. The transcript has a single exon. The coding region runs from base 397 to 768 and encodes 123 amino acids. The record is from RefSeq and is a predicted model, not a curated record.